Messenger RNA from Racocetra fulgida, 411 nucleotides. The record is from the annotation of a GenBank genome assembly. Lineage: Eukaryota; Fungi; Glomeromycota; Glomeromycetes; Diversisporales; Gigasporaceae.
AUGGCAAACCUUUACGACAUUAUCCAUGGUGCCGCCGGUCUUUGUCAGCAGUACCGUUCCGCGCAUUCACUUCAACAAAUUCCAAAAGAUCCAUUAGUAGUCUGUGACACCUACAUUGCCUCGAUAAUUUUUUGUUCUCUGAUAGUGCUUACAUUCAUGAUCACAACUUGGAUAGCUUGGAAAGUACAAUCUGAAAAAUCUGAAAAGAAAACCAAAGUUCAACACGUGAAAAAAGUAAAAAUAAUCAAAUAUUUACAAAAUUCAGAACCUAAAGAAGCAGCUAGAUUUAUACGCGUUGAACGACAUGGUAGUGUUAAUGGAAAAGUCGUUCUUGACAUGAAUUGUGACUUGGGAAUAAUUAAAGAGGAGGUGAAUAGUGAUGAUUGUAAAAAGAAUGAGUCAAUAUGUUAA